ACCUUCCUGUCCCUCCCCAUCGAACUCCGAAUAAUAAUCUACAAACUUCACCUACCUGCAACCGCCAAUAUAACCCUCUGCUCACAUCCCCACACCCCGAAAGCAGAUCUAGGCACCAGCAUCUUGUACACCUGUCGACAAAUCUAUCUCGAAGCCUCUCAAUACGCUUACGGAGACCGCCUUUUCAAAUACAGAUGCCCAUCUGGGAUAUGCACUCGCAACCUCACACUCAACGACAGCAAGUUCCUGCAACACCUGACAAAUUCUGCAGUCGACAAAAUCCAAAGACUAGAAUUGGCAGUCCACAUCGACUGC
Aureobasidium melanogenum CBS 110374 is the source of this 315-nucleotide messenger RNA. RefSeq lists its product as uncharacterized. The transcript has a single exon. The record is from RefSeq and is a predicted model, not a curated record. NCBI's taxonomy places the organism in Eukaryota, Fungi, Ascomycota, Dothideomycetes, Dothideales, Saccotheciaceae. The annotation marks the transcript as partial.